Gambusia affinis (western mosquitofish) is the source of this 4353-nucleotide messenger RNA. RefSeq names its product phosphoribosylformylglycinamidine synthase (gene pfas). Bases 216 to 4172 code for a protein of 1318 amino acids. Gene Ontology annotation, molecular function: phosphoribosylformylglycinamidine synthase activity. Gene Ontology annotation, biological process: 'de novo' IMP biosynthetic process. The transcript has 28 exons. The record is from RefSeq and is a predicted model, not a curated record. NCBI's taxonomy places the organism in Eukaryota, Metazoa, Chordata, Actinopteri, Cyprinodontiformes, Poeciliidae.
UUCUCCCUCAACUAUCCCCUGCUGCGCAUGCGUGAAGCGGUCAGAGCGGCGCACAUGUGAGUGCUGAUCUCCGUCCAUCCUGCCCCCUGCAAUCCUGCUUUGCCAACCCAUACGCAGACAACUUCCAAGCUUUCGUUCAGGAAGACGAGUCUUGUCCAGAUCUGCCGUGACUGUCUCAGCUUUUCAUCCUAAACUAGCGAAGCUGCUGCACAAAAAUGGCCGUCCUGAGGUUCUACAGCAGCGAAGCUCUGAUUGGACGAGCCUUGCAGAGAGCAGCGAAGCUCUUCCCUCACCUGUCCAUCACGACCGAGCUGUGCUACAACGUGGAACUGACAGGCUGCGAGCAUCUGGAUGCGGAGCAGAAGGAGGUUCUCCUCUGGUUGUUUCGUCCUCCACUGCAGGCAGAGCCGCUGUCUGACCAACCAAGGCUCACAGAGGGAAGCGGGGACAAACUAGUGGAGAUCGGACCGAGGCUGAACUUCUCUACCGCCUGGUCAACAAACGCCGUGUCCAUCUGCCAGAGCGCCGGCCUCUCCAACGUCACGCGAGUGGAGCAGUCCCGCAGGUUUCUGAUCAAGGUCGAGAACGGACGGAGUGCGGGCGAUCUCGGCGCAGACAUAAAGGAGCUGAUCGGGUGUCUCCAUGACAGCAUGACAGAGUGCGUCUAUCAACAUCCCAUCACCUCCUUCGCCGUGGAAACUACGCCGCAGCCAGUGUUUGAGGUGGACAUCCUGGGGAAGGGCCGCGCCGCCUUGGAGACGGCGAACCGCGAGCUGGGUCUGGCCUUUGACUCCUGGGACCUGGACUACUACACAUCCAUGUUCCAGAGGAUCGACAGGAAUCCCACCAGCGUGGAGUGUUUUGACCUGGCUCAGUCCAACAGCGAGCACAGCCGCCACUGGUUCUUCCGCGGGCGGGUGGUGAUCGAUGGGCAGGAGCAGCAGGUGACCCUCUUUGGACUCAUCAUGGACACCCAGCGGCACAGCAACCAGAACAACGUCAUCAAGUUCUGCGACAACAGCAGUGGCAUCAGAGGCGGGGAGCUGCGGUGCAUUUACCCAGCAGACCCCUCGGAAGCGAGCCCGUACGAGACGCGUCGCUCGGUGCGACACGUUAUCUUCACCGCCGAGACGCACAACUUCCCAACCGGUGUUGCGCCGUUCAGCGGCGCCACCACGGGUACCGGAGGUCGCAUCAGAGACGUCCAGAGCGCCGGACGAGGGGGGCACGUCGUCGCUGGGACUGCGGGAUAUUGCUUCGGAAACCUGCACAUCCCAGGGUAUAGUCUCCCUUGGGAGCAGGAAGGUGAGGGCUGGGAGUAUCCAUCCAGCUUUGCCUCUCCACUGCAGGUUGCCAUCGAAGCCAGCGACGGAGCUUCAGACUACGGCAACAAGUUUGGAGAACCUGUCCUCUCAGGUUUUGCCCGUUCCUUUGGCAUGCGGUUGGCUAACGGAGAGCGGCGGGAAUGGAUCAAGCCCAUCAUGUUCAGCGGUGGUCUUGGAUCGAUCGAGGACGGCUACGUGAAGAAAGAAGAGGCAGAAGCUGGGAUGGAGGUGGUGAAGAUCGGCGGGCCGGUGUAUCGGAUCGGCGUGGGAGGAGGAGCGGCCUCUUCUGUUCAAGUGCAAGGAGACAACUGCAGCGAGAGGGACCUGGGAGCGGUCCAGAGGGGAGACGCCGAGAUGGAGCAGAAGAUGAACCGCGCUCUCAGGGCAUGCCUGGAAAGAAGCAACGGCAACCCCAUCUGCAGCAUCCACGAUCAGGGUGCAGGAGGAAAUGGUAAUGUUCUGAAGGAGCUCAGCGAGCCAGCGGGGGCUGUGAUCUACUGCAGUAAAUUCAAGAAAGGCGACCCCACGCUGAGUGUUUUGGAGCUGUGGGGGGCCGAGUAUCAGGAGAGCAAUGCUCUGCUGCUGCGCCCAUCAGACAAGUCGUACCUGGAGAGAGUUUGUCAGCGGGAAAAGUGUCCUGUUGACUUUGUGGGACGCAUCACAGGAGACGGAAAGAUCGUUCUGGUGAAUGACGAGGGAAGCGACGGCGAUCGGGCAGACGGAGUCCGCCAUCCUGUUGACCUGCAGCUGGAGUGGGUUCUGGGCAAAAUGCCGCAGAAAGAGUUUCAGAUGGAGCGCCGGGCCCCCACCCUUCUGCCCCUGAGUCUUCCUGCUGAGCUGACGGUCAGAGACGCUCUGCAGCGGGUUUUACGUUUGCCUGCUGUGGCGUCUAAACGCUACCUGACCAAUAAGGUGGAUCGCUCUGUGACUGGCCUGGUUGCCCAGCAACAGUGCGUCGGCCCCCUUCACACCCCUCUGGCUGACGUGGCGGUCGUGGCUCUGUCACCGUUCGGCCUGCAGGGGGCGGCCACGGCCAUCGGGGAGCAGCCGGUCAAAGGCCUGGUUUGUCCAGCAGCGGGGGCCCGGAUGGCUGUCGGAGAGGCUCUCACCAACCUGCUGUUUGCCAGAGUCACGGCUCUGAAGGAUGUGAAGUGCAGUGGGAACUGGAUGUGGGCCGCCAAGCUGCCCGGUGAGGGGGCGUGUCUGUGGGAGGCCUGCAAGGCUAUGUGUGAGGUCAUGGGUCAGCUGGGAGUGGCCAUCGAUGGGGGCAAGGACUCUCUGAGCAUGGCGGCCAGAGUGGGGACAGAGACGGUCAAAGCGCCAGGCGCUCUGGUUAUUUCUGCAUAUGCCGUUUGCCCCGACAUCACAGCCACAGUGACGCCGGAUCUCGAGGAUCCAGAUGGAAAAGGCGUGUUGUUGUGGGUCCCAGUCAGUCCAGGCCGCCACCGUCUCGGCGGCUCUGCCCUAGCUCAGUGCUACAGCCAGCUGGGGGACGUUUGUCCUGACCUGGACCGGCCUGAGUUCCUGAGCGCCUGCUUCACCACCACCCAGAAGCUCAUAGAGGAUGGUCUGCUCAGCGCAGGACAUGACAUCAGCGAUGGAGGCCUCAUUUCCUGCCUGCUGGAGAUGGCUUUUGCUGGGAACCGUGGGUUUGACGUUGAGCUCCCUUCAGACGGAUCCGGAGUGAUGGAGCUGCUUUUCAGCGAGGAGCUGGGUUUGGUUCUGGAGGUUUCUCAGACUGAUCUAGAAGCCGUUUGUCAGAGAUACAGGGAUGGAGGCCUGCGGUGCCGCCACAUCGGCAGAACCUGCGGCUUCGGACCCGAAGCUACGGUCAGGGUCCGGGUGGACGGACAGGAGGUUCUGUCCGAGUCGCUGCCCGACCUCAGGGCCGUUUGGGAGGCAACAAGCUUCCAACUGGAGCGCCUCCAAGCCGACGAGCAAUGCGUGAAGCAGGAGGAGGAAGGGCUUUCCAAGAGGACGCAACCUUACUUUAAGCUGACCUUUGACCCCUCCGAAAUUCCCAGCAUACGACAGCUCUCUGCAGGUUUGCCACGUGUCGCUGUGAUCAGAGAGGAGGGCAGCAACGGAGACAGAGAGAUGUCCGUGUCUCUGUUCAUGGUGGGCUUUGAGGUUUGGGAUGUCACCAUGCAGGACCUCUGCUCCGGAUCCUUAACCCUCAAACCUUUCAAGGCGGUCGUGUUCGUGGGAGGAUUCAGCUACGCAGACGUCCUGGGAUCAGCUAAAGGCUGGGCUGCCACUGUGGCCUACAACCCCAAGGCUAAAGCUGAAUUUGAGCGUUUCCAGCGGAGGGAAGACACCUUGAGUCUGGGAGUGUGCAAUGGCUGCCAGCUGCUCGCCCUGCUGGGCUGGGUGGGAGGGGGAGAGGAAGGAGCAGACUCUGAAGUGGUGCUGACUCACAAUCGGUCCGGGCGGUUUGAGUCGCGUUUUGUCAGCGUUGGGAUCCAGAAGUCUCCAUCCAUCUGGCUGAGAGGCAUGGAGGGCUCUGCAUUAGGAGUCUGGGUCGCUCAUGGAGAAGGUCUAAUGCGAUUCCGCAGCCCACACGCCCAAGACCUGAUCACCUCUUCUGGUCUCGCCCCUGUCCGUUACCUUGACGACCAGGGCUCCCCCACAGAGGAGUACCCUCUGAACCCUAACGGCUCCCCUCAGGGUAUUGCAGGCCUGUGCUCCAAGGACGGAAGGCACCUGGCCAUGAUGCCCCACCCGGAGCGGUGCACCCUCGGCUGGCAGUGGCCCUGGGCCCCCAGGGACCUCAGGCCUGCGCUCUCACCCUCGCCCUGGCUGCGCAUGUUCAGGAACGCAGCCGCCUGGUGCAGCAAGUCAGAUUAAUGCGUUUCUAGUGCCGGUCAAGUAUUACGGGAUUCAUCUUUUCACUUUCUGUUACACUUCUCUGUUUUUAUUGCACAGUUUUUGAUGUGAGAACUCAAAUGUUUACAUGUUGAACCACCUUACACUAAUAAUGUUUGCUGAAAUUAUCAGCUACAUCCUUGAAACAUUUAAAAUUAAUCUU